AUGAGACAAUAUAAACAAGGAGUUACGGACGUCUGGGCUGCGGGGGCAGAGCAGCGCCCUGGGCAGCUGCAGGCGGGACCGGUCCGCACACGCUCGGCCGGGCAGGGCUGCAGCCCGUCGGAUGUGACUCAUCCCGGAGGCUCAUCCCGCUCCUCCCCUGCUCCGCCGCUGCCUCUCCCGCGUCCCCGCCGCCUGCGGGACCCUCGCUGCCAUCGACCGGCACCACCGAGGCUGAAGCCGCUCCGCUCCUGCGCCGCUCCCGGUCCGGAUGGAGCCCACUCGAGCCCCGCCCGGCCCCGUGCCUCGGCUCGGCAUGCCCAGGGGUCCCUUGUGCCCGGCGGGGCCGUUUGUGGGGCAGCGCGGGGCACGCCCGGGGCUGUGCCCGUGGAGGCAGCGCCCGGGCAAAGGUUCAUUGGGCUCUCGUGGUGUUGGGCACGGAGCCGGAGCGAGGGUGGAGGGCUGGGGGUUGUGGGGCCGGCAGGAUCCAGGGCCGCCCCCGCUGACGGAGCCCCGUUUGCAGGGAGCCAGAACUGCCCCCGGCCCCACAUGGAGCUCCCGGCGGAGGAUGGGGCUGAGGCACCGCAGGAGGGGAGCCCCGAGGCUGAGGUGCCCGAGGGGCCGCAGCGCCCGGCGGGGCAGUGGUCGGGGGCCGAGGCGGGCUCGUGGCUGGCGGCGCACGGCGGGGCGGCGGAGCUGGCCCGGGAGCACGCCCUGACGGGCCGGGCGCUGCUGCGCCUGAGCGAGGGCUCCCUGCGGCGCAUGGGGGUCGCCCCGCGGGGCCGGCGCCGGGAGCUGCUGCGGGAGCUGCUGCGGCUGCGGCUGCGGCACGAGGUGCGGGAGCUGCGGAGCAUCGCUGCCGGUGAGCAUCGCCCGUGCCGCGCCAGGGGCUGCGCUGCCCGGGGGAUGGAUGGUGCUGCGAGAAACGAGGCUCGCUCUUUGGCACAGACGCGUUUUAUAAAAAAAUUCUUUCCUUAG
Messenger RNA from Melozone crissalis (California towhee), 975 nucleotides. RefSeq names its product collagen alpha-1(I) chain-like. Gene Ontology annotation, cellular component: cytoplasmic side of plasma membrane. Gene Ontology annotation, molecular function: protein binding. Gene Ontology annotation, biological process: cell surface receptor protein tyrosine kinase signaling pathway. Lineage: Eukaryota; Metazoa; Chordata; Aves; Passeriformes; Passerellidae. The record is from RefSeq and is a predicted model, not a curated record.